UCUAAUCUAGAAUCUAGAUCUAGAUGGCCUAGCUCCAGUUUGUUUCCUUCUCUUUUUGUCUUCUUCCAGUUUGCCUUGCAAGGUCUUAAAUUGAAGUCACAAUAAUGAUCUCUAGAUCUAGAAUCUAGUAUUUUAGCAGAGAUGAACUGUUGAAUUCUCAGAUCUCCAACUCUUGACCCUGACUCCUGGCCUGACACCCUGGGCAGCCUGAGAACCAGUCAGUCUUGAACUGUUUAUUGACCGAAUCAGUUGGUAACCCGUUGGUUUAGUGUAAAAUCUGUGGGAGUAGAAUCUAAUCUAGUAGUGUGUAAUUCAAGGGAAGAGCUUGUGUUAUAUUUAAUUAUUUUUCUAAUGGACUGGAAUGAGACUGGACAUAAAUGCACUGAGACAACAAUGUCUGCUGUGUUCACAUGGGGCAAAGCUACCUUUGACUUUGGGGUGCUUGGAAUUGGCAGUUCUGAGGAGAAUGCAGUCAGGUCUCCAAAACAAGUUGAGACCUUGGACAACGUUGACAUUCGUCAAAUCAGUAUUGGAGAGAACCAUUCCUUGAUAUGUGGAAAGGAUGGUGCUAUUUUUAGUUGUGGUGCGAAUGAUUUCAAUCAGUGCGGGCGAGAUGGAAACCUCAACAAAUUUGGACGAAUUGAAGCUGGUCUGCUUUCUCAGCAAGUUAUUCAGGCAGCAGCAGGGGCUAAUCACAGUGUGGCCUUGACACAGGCUUGGAAAGUUUUCACCUGGGGAAAAAAUGACUCUGGCCAGUUAGGCCGUGGGGAUAUCCCAGAGGAAGCCAGAGGCAUACCAAAGUUAAUAAAGUCACUUGCUGUUCAUUGUGUUCUACAAGUCGCUUGCGGGAAUGAUCACAGCAUUGUACUCACAAACGAUAGUCUUGUCAGAGUCUGGGGUUCCAAUUCAUAUGGGCAGUUGGGCUUAGGCAAGAAUGCAGCGGUGAAGUACCAGAACUUUCCAGAGGUUGUAACAUCUGUCAAAGGGAUCCCUGUGGAGCAAAUAGCUGCUGGAGGAAACCACUCGUUCCUGCUGUCAAAGUCUGGAGCUGUCUAUGGUUGGGGGCGGAACAGCUUUGGUCAGUUAGGAGUGAACGAUACCAAAGAUUAUGAUAUGCCAAAACAGUGCCGUUCAUUGAGAACUCAAAAAAUCAAAUACAUCUGUGCUGGGGAAAAUCAUUCUGCUGCCCUCACUGCGGAUGGUCGUGUGUUCACGUUUGGGGCAGGGAGUUACGGCCAGCUGGGACACAAUAGCAACAGCAACAAGAUUUUACCAUGCCAAGUUAUUGAGCUGUCUGGAGUGGAGGUCUCUCAGAUUGCUUGUGGGAGGUGCCACACUCUUGCAUUUGUGCCAAGCACAGGUCAUCUGUAUGCAUUUGGACUAGGGGGGAGUGGGCAGCUUGGGACCUCCUCAUUGGAGAACAAAAACAGCCCUUUUUUGGUGCAGGGUCCUUUUGUCAGCCAGAGUGGAGCAGGCACCAGCAACAUGCAAGUGGACAACCAAGGACCAGAACUCUGUGUCAAGAGUAUCUACACAGGGGGAGAUCACUCUUUUGCUCUCGUUCAAGAUUGUUCAGCUUGCCAUUCUGAGGAUUUUCGGGAAAGAGAUCAUGUCAGGCAAAUCCUUACACUUUCCCAGAAAAGAAUUGAAAUGUUUCAUGACCUCAAAUCAAAUGAUACCCCUCCGCAUGAGCUUUCAGAUGAGAUGACAAAAAUCUUUUCUCAUGCAUCAUGUUUGAAUGGCUCAUUUCUCUUGCCACAUGAUGAGCACUAUGGCAGCAGUAGUAAAAAGCACGGUGUGGAUAUGAAUGCAGUACGGGAAUUUUUUCAGGGUCUCUCGAAGCUUCCGAACAUUGUCAUCAAACAAUAUAUUUGCACCAGCAUUGAGCAGGAUCUGAUUCCCACGCUGGCAAAGAGUCCACCAGAUGUAGAGGCCCUUCGUUUGUACAUAAUGCUGCCUGAGUGCCACUUUUUUGACCAGCCCAAGCUGUACAGAUCUAUCAUCUGUCCAUUCGCCAAUGCCUUUCUGUCCAUGGAUCCUGUCGCUCAAAAAGUCUUGUAUUCAUGGUGGCAGUCAAACCAGCCGUCUUUCUUUAACAGACUUGUAGUUAUUUAUAAAGGUUGUUUAGAAUAUUUGCUUCAGUUGCCAGACACAACUGAUCCAUUAGAGGUUAGCAGGAGGAAAAGUGGGCUGUUUUCAUGCAUGGAAAUGUUGCAGAAGCUGAAUGCCGUUAAUGAAGAAAAUCACCAGAUCAUCCCGUACCACAAGUUCUAUGUGCCCGAGUUGAAAGAGCGAGUGAACAUCAAAGAGGACUACAUCAGAUGGGUGCAGCACACGCAACGUCGCACUCAGGGUUUCCACUUCUGCAACUACCCAUUCCUGUUUGAUGGAGCGGCCAAAAGUGUCCUGCUUCAGACAGAUGCCUCUCUGCAAAAGAGGAACGCCGUUGAGAGUGUUCAGCGACAGAACCGUUGGGUCGUCGAGCACCUGUUCCAGACGUCAAGGGACAUGAGCAUGCUUCUACCUCUGUUUGACCCCGAAAACAUGUUCCUGGUUUUGUUUGUGGAUCGGAACAACCUGGUCCAAGACACCCUGCUACAGCUGCAGAGUAAGCACAGUGCCGACCUCAAGAAACCCCUCAAGGUGGUGUUUAAAGGAGAGGAAGCUGUGGAUGAUGGUGGAGUGCGAAAGGAAUUCUUCUUGCUCCUCCUUAAAGAAGUGAUGGAUCCGGAGUACGACAUGUUCAAUGUGGAUGAGGAUUCCUAUUUACAAUGGUUCAAUCCAUCUAAGUUUGAAGAGGCCAACAAGUUCCGUAUGAUUGGCAUUCUGUGUGGCCUGGCCAUCUACAACUUCAUCAUCAUUGAUUUACACUUUCCGCUGGCGCUCUACAAGAAAUUACUAAAAAAGCCAAUUACUGCCGAUGACUUGAAAGAGCUCAAACCAGGUGUUGGAAAGGGUUUACAAGAUCUGCUGGACUUUGAAGAGGAUGAGGAGGAUGAGUUCGAAGCUGUCUUCUCCUUGCACUUUGAGGUUAUGACAGAACAGUCCGGUGAGCAAAAGUCAGUGGAACUUUGUAAGGACGGGAAAAAAAUGGCUGUCAAUCAAAACAAUAAGCAAAAAUAUGUUGACUUGUAUGUGGACUACAUUCUGAACAAAUCAGUGGAGACACAAUUCUCAGCCUUCAGCGAAGGAUUCUUGUCUGUUUGUGGUGGCGAGGUCUUGAAGCUGUUCCACCCCCAGGAGCUUCAGGCCAUGGUUGUAGGCAAUGAGGACUAUGACUUCCUUGAGCUAGAAAAGAACACUGGCUACAAUGGAGAGUACCACAAGUAUCACCUUACCAUCAAAUUCUUCUGGGAGGUGUUCCAUGAGAUGAGUCUCGUAGACAAGAAAAAAUUCCUCAUGUUCCUCACUGGCAGUGAUCGUAUUCCUGUGUUUGGCAUGAAGUAUGUCAAGAUUAUCAUCCAGCCAACAUGUGAUGGGGAGAAGUUCCUGCCUGUGGCUCACACAUGCUUCAAUGUGCUCGACCUGCCCAAGUACAGCACAAAGGAAACAUUGCAGGACAAGCUUCUGUUGGCUAUUCAGCAAACAGAAGGAUUUGGUCUCAUUUAAGGACUUCCAUACUGAGACACCAAAAUGUUGGAGCUGUUAGUCGUGGACUUUUGAUUUCUGUUUGGAGCCAAGAUGAUACCCUUCAACAACAGCAAUAAGUCCAGGAUGUUCUUCUUUACUGUUGAACUGGUUGUUAAUGCUUUGAUUAGAACUUACUAGAUGUAGUGCCCUGCCAUUUUUUGUUUGAUAUGUAUACCUAGGGUCUAUAUAAGAGUAUAAAAGCCAUGUAGCAAAUGUUAUAAAUAUGUCCUUUAAAAAGGCCUUGAUUAGUGGGGUGCUUUUCUGUUGAUAGAACAUAGCUGGAGUGGUUUUGAAUUUUAGAUUGAGAACUUAUUUUUUUGCUUGGAGUAUAGAUGUAUAGAAAUUUAAUCUGCAUGCAAUCCUGCUAAUGUUUGACACUUUAACAAGAGAAACCCCACAAACACAAUGAUAAAAGAAGUUGUCUUAUAUUUUUACAAUAAAUAGGACAAAGGCUGAAACUGAAAUAAGAUUGGGCCAACUCACACAAGAAGUUAUCCAUAAGGAAUCAUGAACCCAGCUGCCCAUUAUGGACCUAGUUUUUUCUCAAAGAAUUAUUUUGAUGUAGAACUUUAUCAGUUUUUCCAUAAUUUUUUUCUUAAGAUUAGCGACAAACACUUCUAAUCUGUUAUAAAAAUCUUUUUCAAGAAAAAUUGUGCAUGAAACAAUACAUUUAGCCUUAACAAUGUUGGCAAAUCAAUUUAUUAUAGUCCAUAACAAAUAAAAAUGAAACCUUCUCUUGAUCUCUAUGGAAUGGCAGAAAAUUACUGAAUGCAUCGAUUGUUUCAAUUAAAGCUUUUGCAUAAAAUGCACCUGAUCCAACAAAAUUCGACUUCAGAUGAAGUAAUUGUUUAUAACCAAAGCUGUAUGCAAAUAAUCAUUUUUUUUAUAGAGAUGGAUACAUGGUCUUAAUAAGUUUGUGUCGUCAAUUUAGCUCUUUGAAUAUUCUCGGAGGAAGGUGGGUAUAGUAACAACUCUACUAAGUGUAACAUAAAAGGUGCAAAGCGUCAAGUUUGAACCUCAUGCGUUUUUGAAACAAAAUGGUAUGAAAAAGAUGAUAAACCCUUAUUACCACUAAAAUUCAGUUUCCUUUCUUAUUUCAGGCAUAGUAUCCACGUUUAUGACAUUUGAUUGUUGUGCCAUUGUUUCACAUAUUGUUUCUCUGUGUUUGACACUGAGAACUAAAGUUUUCAUAAUUUGCUCUUUUCUUCAGAGGCUGCUGAGAUCCAAAGUAAGAGCCUUUUUACAAUUUUGCUCAGGUCUGGGUUUUUAUUUGUCCCAGUCUAUCUGGUUGUAUAUCUGUGAGUGCAGGUGGGUGAUUUUGGAAAUGCAGAAAGUGUGACUUUUUCAUGUGAAAGUGACUGAAAGUGUUAGUUUUAACACUACAGCGAUGCCUUCUGACAUCCAUAUACCUUCAUGAACAGUUAGCCUUGGUGAAUAUAAAUAUUCUGGAGUAAUUUUUGACUGUUAGGUUGCAUCAUGUGAUCAUGGGGACCUACUAAUGCUGUGGCUGGUAUGACUGAGGCUUUGAUGUAAUUUGUCUGAAUUAGCCCAGAUUGAGCAUUCUCUGACCUGUAUCUGUUGGUGGAAUUGAGUAGUUGAUUGUACGGGAACCUCACAUGAUGCAACUGCAGUCUUGAGGUCUCUCUUGAAAGUCUGAUUUGAAACUGAAUAUUUGAGGUAUACUUAAAGUUAGAAGCCCUGAAUGCUCUCUUGAAAUCUCAUUGAUGAAAAAAAAA
Molecule: messenger RNA, 5366 nt
Organism: Aplysia californica (California sea hare)
Lineage: Eukaryota; Metazoa; Mollusca; Gastropoda; Aplysiida; Aplysiidae
Product: probable E3 ubiquitin-protein ligase HERC4
Molecular function (GO): ubiquitin-protein transferase activity
Source: RefSeq, a predicted model, not a curated record